AUGUCGCUCAAGACUAUUGUUGCCAACCUUCCUUUCGCCCAUCUAUCCCUGACCACAAUUUCCAUUGGAGUGGGAAUCUAUGGACUUCCUCCGCCUCCGUGGUCUUCGGACAACGACAACAACCGCCACGAGUCUCUCUUAUCCACCAAACAAGAAUCCUUUGACGCCAAACACUACGAUCUCUUGACGGAGCUCGUCACGCAAAUGUAUGCAGGUCGCGGUAGUCAUCAUCCACACUGCCAUUUUGCGGACACGGCAAAGUUUCAAGACGCCGCUGUCAUUUGCAAGUCCCCGAAAGAGAUCCACGAAGCUUUUCGAUUGCACGAGAAACUGCAACCAAAGUGCCUCCGUCCACCCAUUUGCGUGGAUGUGGAACCCAAGGGAUCUUCCAUUCUGGUGACCUAUGCGUUGAACCAACAUUACGGAUCUCUCAAUUUGGACAUGCGCUCGUUGGUUCAAGUAGAAGUCCAGCUGCGCUCGUUGGUUCGGGCAGAAGUCCCAUUGGAAGAACAAGAAGAAGAAGAAAAAGAACCACAAUUGGUGGUGGCGACUAGUACUCCUUCCAACAUUUCUUAUUUGGUACCCGAAAGUGACUUUUUGGUUCUUGAUGUGCAAGAACUCUGGAAUGGGAAUGCAUUGCUUGGCACACCCUUGUUUUGGAUUGUCCGGCGGAUCAAUGGUAUCCUUAGUUGGCAUGUUUCCUCUCGCGUUUUUAAAGAUGAUUGA
Messenger RNA from Cylindrotheca closterium, 726 nucleotides. NCBI's taxonomy places the organism in Eukaryota, Bacillariophyta, Bacillariophyceae, Bacillariales, Bacillariaceae. The record is from the annotation of a GenBank genome assembly.